Molecule: messenger RNA, 1301 nt
Organism: Closterium sp. NIES-67
Lineage: Eukaryota; Viridiplantae; Streptophyta; Zygnematophyceae; Desmidiales; Closteriaceae
Source: the annotation of a GenBank genome assembly
GUGCACUUGGAUUGUGAUGCGACGGAAAGGGUUGGUGUGGAAGAUCGGCUUCAGGACACGUGAAGCAUCUGGCGCGAGGUCGUCGAAGCUCUUGUCCGCUCGUUGCGCGAGGUAAUUGCUGUCUUGCGCAGCGUUCUGUUCCCGCUUCAUUCCGGCUCCAUUCGACGAGCCCUCUUUCUCGACAUAUAAAUUUCAAAGUGCGAGGUCAGUAUUGUGCCAGCGUCGCCUCGCCUGUCCCAUCACCUUGUUUGCGACCAUCUCCUGAAGAUUACUAGCUUCGUCGGAACUUGAUUCGAGCUCGAUCGGAAUCUCUCGCCAGUCGAUGAUCCCACUUACCCAUCCAACACCAUCUGCUCAGCUGCUGCUGCUGCUGCAGUCAGUCAGUCAGUCUUACUCAUUUCUGGCCUCAUCCUCUGAGCAAUCAGAGAAACUACUAGCGAGUUAGCUAGUAGCGAGCUAGCAGAUCCAUGGAGGUCGUGCAAUUCUCCAGAUCCCUUCACACGGCCAUCGGCGAGAUGCUCGAUCACAGAGAUCUGCUGGAAGAGGGUACCAUCGUGCCUUUUGGUAGUGCUGACCGUGCUAGUAGUACUAAUAGUAGUAGACGUGCCGCAGCACCAUCAGCAGCUGCGAACUACCCAUUCUCUCACAGCGUGUCGAAUCACCAUCAGCAUUCUCAGUCGCUUUUGAAUCAGCCCAGCUCACCGCUAGAUGCGGCCGGGUUACCAGCGGCUUUCCUGCUAUUCGACAAACGAGCCAAGCACGCGUCUCACACGCGAGAUCACGCCGCGAGACAUGGCGGCACGGCGAUCGACGUCGCAUGCUCACCGCACCAGUCGGUCGCGACUCUUCCACACUCAGCGGAUCGCAAGCCGUUACCACAUUGUCGCUCGUUUCGCGUGUCGCCUCUCGUCGUCUGCUGGCGGAAGCUGCUGGAACUGGCGAUGCUGGGCCGAGCGCUGGGCCACGUGCUCGAGAGAACCGUCGCGGUCAGCGGCUUGUAUCGGCAGCUCGCGCGGAGUCGAUUGCUCGGGCCGAAACCGAUGAUGGCCAAGGGCUUGCCGUUUUGACGCAACAGAUCUAAACCCGCUCUAGAUUCCAGAAGGCGGCAAAUAGAGCACGCAAAAGCGCCUAUUUUCAGCGUGAAGUGCCUAUUUCGGAGCCUCAAAAUAAAUCACGUUUUUCCAGCGCUAGAAAUGGUAGUUUUUAGUCAAGCAGAGCCACUGGCCGUGGCAGCUUCCAGGGGAGAGUAUAAGUGGCCGAACUUUGCAUGUCUACUGUGUCUGAAGCAAGCUCAUUUUCAC